This is a messenger RNA of Closterium sp. NIES-67, 860 nucleotides long. The record is from the annotation of a GenBank genome assembly. NCBI's taxonomy places the organism in Eukaryota, Viridiplantae, Streptophyta, Zygnematophyceae, Desmidiales, Closteriaceae.
AACUACUGGAGUACCUGUCUCCACGGCCGCCACUGGUCUCUCAGCCUCUGGAUCGUUUCCACCGGCUUAUGCGCACAUCGGCAUGCAGCAACAUCAGCAGAAUCUGCCUUCUGUCAGUACUCCAGGAAUUUCUUCGACUGCACCUGCAGCGCAACACCAACAAACACAGACAACAGCUCAACAACAAGCAUCAGUACAAUAACAGACAACAGCACAGCCACAAUUUUCAACUCAGUCAAUAUCGUCAGCGUUUAGUGGAAUGAGUCUUGGAGGCUCAAGUUAUAUGCGUGGAGCCUCAGCUCCGAGUUCUGGCUCAUUUGCCUUCUCACCUUUUGCGCAGCAGCCACAGUCGCAACAGCAACAGCAGCAGCACCCCUUUUAAAUAUUCGGGCGUUCACCUGCUCAGCAACAACCACAGCAGCAUCAACAGCAACCAUAGCAACAACAGCAACAGCAGCAACAUCCACAGCAAUUUCAACAACAGCAACAGCCUCAACAACAAGUUAUUGUCUUUCAACCACCGAAUUUACUUAACAGCACGCAGAUAAAGACUACUAUACCUUUUAACGGAGUUGACUUUUACUCCUGGAGCUUCGAAUUCGAGCUUCUGGCGCAGUCCGCCGGGCUAUGGCCGUUCUUUAUUGGCGAAUUUACGUAUCCUGUUACGGGAACACAACUGGAGCAGCAGAGUUUUUUACAUGCCUCUCUCGGGGCGUAUACGGUUCUCGUUCGAAACUUAUGAGCAAAGGAGCAGUUCGGAGUUCGAUCUUGUCAUUCAAGCUUUACGCCAGCUGAAACUGCAUGGAACCACUUAAAGGGGGUAUACAUGGCAAAAGAUACAAUAACAGUGAGUAAGAUUC